UAAUUAAGUAUAGCCGAGAAUAUCACGCCUUUCUGAAAUUUCAAGCAGAAAUGAUAUUUGUACUAUAUCGAAGUGAUUUGGAAGUCCCAAAUGCUUAUUCCUUAAGUAUUUGCCCUGGAUAUCUGGAAUCCUCAGGUAUCUUGAAGUAUUGUCUCAGUCCCCUCAAGUUCAAGAUAACAAGGUUUAACUGUAUCUUAAUCAAGAGAUUGUGCCAGGUCUGAUGGAAGCAUCUGCAAAAACAGGAAAGACUACAACCAGCAAAAUACGAAACAGAAUAGGCACAGACUGUGGUGUUACAAGUACCAUCAAUGAGAACAGUAAAACACAAAUAGAAUUUGAUGGGCGAUAUGAUGGGAAAAAGAUAUUAUCUGGAGAUUCCAAAUAUCAACAAUGUGACAGAAUAAUAUUCCAGACAAAGAAUUAUGAAGAUCCUGAUGCCAAAUAUAGAAUAUGUAUAUCACCAAUUUAUUUUAAUGAUCGAGUGUGUGCAGCAUCUUUAGAUUACAAAAAUGACUUGUUUGCCUCACCCUUACAGUCGUUUGAUUGUCACAAAAACCUAAACUCCAGAUUUUGUGUUCCAACUCACGAUAAACUGUAUGUUUUCCUAAAACUGGAUGAGGUAAAAUCGCUUUCAACGACUACGUUUUUAUUCCGCGUAACAGCAGAGCGAGUUGAUGAAACAAAGAAAGUAGUCAUAGGAGCAGCAGUGGGAGGAGCGAUAGGUGGACUUGCCGUCCUCGGUCUUGUCUGCGUUAUAGUUGUUCUAUGUAGGAGAUCAAAGAAGAGGAAACACGAAUCAGGUGGCACCGAAAUAGCCUUUAUCUGAGAAACUCGUGAUACUCAGGUGAUCGUCAAGGCUCAUGGGCAUUGUUUAAGAUUGUUGUUGCAUGUGAGAUGUCAUUAAGUUUAUGAUGACAAAACUAUGUUUGUCAUGAUUGUUGUAAGGAAGUGUUGUAUUUGUGUCAAGUAUGUAUGGUAUAAUACACAAGUGAAACGUCUACAUGUGUGCACGAAGUUAGGUACACGUAUUAAUGUUUUGAUUGUUUUUUUUCUUUCAGUUAAAUGUAUUUGAUUUCUUUAGGCAGUUAUGUCCAUCAUUAUACCAUAUAUACAAUUGCCAAUGGUUUGUGAUUAUGAUUUUAUCUAGUGUGAUGUGUAUUAUUUCUAUCCGAGUCAGGAUAGAAAGUACUUGAGUUGGAUAAAAAUCAUAUCCUAUCACAAAAUAUAAAUGAUUCUUUUUUUAUCACACAUGUUUUAGUUUAUAUAUAUAUACCUCAGCAACUGCCUUAUGCCGCAUGACAAAGUCGUCAAUAUUACGUUGACAUUUUGACAUAUUACGUAACGUAAUAAACACAAACAUGUCUUUCAAGAGUAAGCUCUGUUAUUUUAAUGAUUUUAUUUCAAAAUGAUUUUGAAUUCAAAUUCGAUAGAUAGUCUUAAAGUUUUGUUUUUACAAAUUGUCAUUUGUGUUUGUGUAUAUUAGCAUCACGAGGCGUUGGAAUACUAUUAAUGUGGGAUACAAAAAUUUGCCCAACUGGGUUAAGGGAUAGUUAUAUGGUAAAUUGGAAUAUUGUCAAUAAUUGGUAAUACAUUAAGAACAAUCGGCGAUUGACAUCUUUUGUACCUCUGUAAGUAUUAUAUCAAACAACAUCUUAACGAUGUUUGUAUCUUUUUACAUUUUUACAUUUAAGAAAUGUUUUUAUAUUUGAAAGUAUUUUUAAAAUGUUUUUUUUUUUAAAUUUCCAUUGCUAGCAUUCUUUCUUGUCAUUCGUUAUAUAUUAUUCAUUAAAAUAUAUAUCAAUCCAAGACGUCGUUCAUUUUUUUAUGAA
Molecule: messenger RNA, 1829 nt
Organism: Saccostrea echinata
Lineage: Eukaryota; Metazoa; Mollusca; Bivalvia; Ostreida; Ostreidae
Exons: 4
Coding region: 221-826 (201 amino acids)
Source: RefSeq, a predicted model, not a curated record